CCAGAGCCCGGACCAGGCCGGGGUCCGGGACCGCAGGGCCGGGCUGCUCGUAGCGGCGGCAACGGAGCCCCCCAGCGGCUGAGGGGCUUCCUCCCAGUUCUGCCGGUGGCCGGGACUCAGCAAGCCCCCGCAGCCGGGGAGAGCGGGGAUCCCCCCCACCACAUCCAGGACCCAGAGACCCCCCCCCCAAGAAACCGGGAGACCCCUCCAGAUCCAACACAGAGCUACUCCCCAGCUGGGGAAAGCGGAGACUUCCUCCGUAUUCAGAAGACAGUGACCUCCCUACGGUACGGCUAAGACUCCCCCUCUUCAAUCUGGGCCCCCCCAAGACCUAGAACGCAGUGACCCCCUCGUCCGGGAUUGCUGGGACCCCCUGUCAAGAACCUGGUCAUUACAACUCCACACCUCAAGACACGAAGACCCAGCUCAGAACGUCCCUAGAUCAGGGGGUUCCUAGAUCCCCCCAAUUCCGGUACACAGGAACCCCAAAUCUAGGGAACCGAGGACAGCAAGAGCUAUCCCUCACCAGCAAGAGGCCUCGGGGCCCCCCUCAAAGCUCCGGGACCCUGGCGACUGAGCCCCUCGCCGCGCCCUGCGCAUCCCAGCCCAUGGUUGUGGCGCCCUGAGCCCCCCCCGGGCCGGGCUGACGGAAACCGAGACGGCGCCCAGGCCCCCUGCCGCGGCGUCCCCGCGGCCCCAGCCCAGGGAGAAGAUGAGCGUGGGCUGCCCGGAGCCCGAGCCACCCCGCUCCCUGCCCUGCUGUGGGCCGGGGGCCGCCCCUGGGCUGGGUGCAGGCGUGCCGCUCCUCACUGAAGACAUGCAGGCACUGACCCUCCGCACGCUAGCAGCUAGCGAUGUCACCAAGCACUACGAACUCGUCCGGGAGCUGGGCAAGGGCACCUAUGGGAAGGUCGACCUGGUGGCCUACAAGGGCACGGGCACGAAGAUGGCACUGAAGUUUGUGAACAAGAGCAAGACCAAGCUGAAGAACUUCCUGCGGGAGGUGAGCAUCACCAACAGCCUCUCCUCCAGCCCCUUCAUCAUCAAGGUCUUUGACGUGGUCUUUGAGACUGAGGACUGCUAUGUCUUCGCCCAAGAGUAUGCGCCCGCCGGGGACCUGUUUGACAUCAUUCCUCCUCAGGUGGGGCUGCCCGAGGACACCGUGAAGCGCUGCGUGCAGCAGCUGGGGCUGGCGCUGGACUUCAUGCACGGGCGGCAGCUGGUGCACCGCGACAUCAAGCCCGAGAACGUGCUGCUGUUCGACCGCGAGUGCCGCCGCGUGAAGCUGGCGGACUUCGGCAUGACGCGCCGCGUGGGCUGCCGCGUGAAGCGCGUCAGCGGCACCAUCCCGUACACGGCGCCCGAGGUGUGCCAGGCGGGCCGCGCCGACGGCUUCGCGGUGGACACGGGCGUGGACGUGUGGGCUUUCGGCGUGCUCAUCUUCUGCGUGCUCACCGGCAACUUCCCGUGGGAGGCGGCGUCGGGCGCGGACGCCUUCUUCGAGGAGUUCGUGCGCUGGCAGCGGGGCCGCCUGCCGGGGCUGCCGUCGCAGUGGCGCCGCUUCACCGAGCCCGCGCUGCGCAUGUUCCAGCGCCUGCUGGCCCUGGAGCCCGAGCGCCGCGGGCCGGCCAAGGAGGUCUUCCGCUUCCUCAAGCACGAGCUCACGUCCGAGCUGCGGCGCCGGCCCUCGCACCGCGCGCGCAAGCCCGCCGGGGACCGCGCGCCCGCCGCCGGGCCGCUGCGCCUCGAGGCGCCCGGGCCGCUCAAGCGGACGGUGCUGACCGAGAGCGGCAGCGGCUCCCGGCCCGCGCCCCCCGCCGUCGGGCCCGCGCCCGUGCCCGUGCCCGUGCCGGUGCCCGUGCCGGUGCCCGUGCCCGAGGCCGGCCUGGCGCCCCCGGGGCCCCCCGGCAGGACCGACGGCCGCCCGGACAAGAGCAAAGGGCAGGUGGUGCUGGCCACGGCCAUCGAGAUCUGCGUCUGAGCCGCCCCCGCCGCCCUCGGGCCGGGGCGCCGCGCUCGCACCGGGCCGGGCGGCCGCCGCCGGGAGCCGCCCCGAGCC
Hyaena hyaena (striped hyena) is the source of this 2059-nucleotide messenger RNA. RefSeq names its product SH3 domain binding kinase 1 (gene SBK1). Gene Ontology annotation, molecular function: protein serine/threonine kinase activity; ATP binding. The record is from RefSeq and is a predicted model, not a curated record. Gene Ontology annotation, biological process: peptidyl-threonine phosphorylation; peptidyl-serine phosphorylation. Bases 713 to 1981 code for a protein of 422 amino acids. The transcript is spliced from 4 exons. Lineage: Eukaryota; Metazoa; Chordata; Mammalia; Carnivora; Hyaenidae.